Molecule: messenger RNA, 1216 nt
Organism: Drosophila busckii
Lineage: Eukaryota; Metazoa; Arthropoda; Insecta; Diptera; Drosophilidae
Product: fibrinogen-like protein A
Exons: 5
Coding region: 101-1102 (333 amino acids)
Source: RefSeq, a predicted model, not a curated record
GGAGAAAAACAAUUGCAAUUGCAAUUGCAAUUGCGUUGCAGUCGGCGGCACACAAGCUUUUGUAGCAGUUGCGGCUUUCAUUGCUACAUAGCUGUGCACUAUGGCGCUGGAAGCGCUGGUCACCGCCUUGGCCUGUCUCAGUGCGACGACAACAUUGCCGGACAAGCCUGUAUCCAUUAUCAGGCAAAACUCGCUGGAGCCCUAUGCGGUCAACAAUGGCACAGGCGGCUGUCCCGUAAGCGCCUUGGGCGGUCUGACGGCGCGCUUACUCUACAUGAACGAGGAGUUGCAAGCUCUCAAAACGCAGCUCACUGAACUGCAGCAGCUCAUAACUGACUAUAAAAGGCAGCAGCCAGCUCCAGAAAUAGGCGCACGCAUCCUGUCAUUUGGGCCCGAUGCUGUGCCCAAUGCUUUGGGUGCUGUGGCGCCUGCGCCUGUAGAUGAUACGCCCAGAAAUUGUCGAGAUCAGAAGCAUGGCCAGGUGCUCAUACGCCUUGCCGCCGAUGUGGAGCCUUUUUAUGUUAGCUGCGAUCAGAAAGAGGACUCUGGCGGCUGGAUAGUCGUUGCCUAUCGCUUCGAUGGCAGCGAGGACUUCAAUCGCGAUUGGCAUGCCUAUAAAACGGGCUUUGGCUCGCUCAACUCGGAGUUCUUCAUUGGGUUGGACAAAUUGCAUCGUCUGACCAACAGCGGUGACCACGAGCUGCGCAUUGUCAUGCAGAACAGCAAGAACGAGAAGCGAUUCGCUAAGUACGAUCAAUUCAGCAUUGGCAGUGAGUCCGAGAAGUAUUUGCUAUACGUCCUAGGCGCUUAUCAUGGCGAUGCGGGUGACUCGCUGCGUUAUCAUGCGGGUAAGAAGUUCACCACCUACGACCAGGAUAACGAUGACAACGGACAGAACUGUGCACGCACACACGCGGGUGCCUGGUGGUAUGGACGAGAAUGUUUCGAAAGCAAUCUGUUCGGCACCUUUCAGUCAAAGUAUGGCCAAGAAAUCGGUUACUUCAAGGGCAUCCUAUGGAAAACUUUUGUACCCGGCCCCACCGGCUCGCUCAGCUACGUACGCAUGUUGAUUAGACCCUAUGAGAAGUUGAAGGGGUUGUAGUUAAGUACUCAAGACUCUUUAAAUUAAGUCGCACAUUUGAUAAUAAAUCAUCAACUAUUUAAAUUGAAAUGCUAUUGUUAAUCCCCCAACCUGAUUAAAUGCCAACUUAUUAUG